This is a messenger RNA of Actinia tenebrosa (Australian red waratah sea anemone), 781 nucleotides long. RefSeq names its product alpha-ketoglutarate dehydrogenase component 4. Lineage: Eukaryota; Metazoa; Cnidaria; Anthozoa; Actiniaria; Actiniidae. Gene Ontology annotation, cellular component: oxoglutarate dehydrogenase complex. Gene Ontology annotation, molecular function: oxoglutarate dehydrogenase (succinyl-transferring) activity. Gene Ontology annotation, biological process: 2-oxoglutarate metabolic process. The record is from RefSeq and is a predicted model, not a curated record.
ACUUCUAUUUGUGUUGAUAUUUUGUUAUUUAUAUAAAAAAGAAAAAUUCGGGUUUCAUAACCUGGACUGACCGGACUGACCUGCCUAACGAUCGAGAUUGCAUGCGAUCAAAGCGAACCGACUUUUUCAAAAUGGCGUCCACAGGUCGACAAAUACUACGAAGACACAACCAGCUUAUAAAAUUCCCAAAUCGAAUAAGAAUACACAAAAAUCCGUCACCAAACAACAGCACACCAGAGAUUUCGUCAACGAUAGCCGAAUUCAGUAAGCGUCUUCCACAUUUAAAACCUUUAAACCCAACAUCGGCUUUUGUUUCUGAAAAUAAAAGCUUGCCAACUGUUGAUGAUGCUGUACUAUUUGAAAGUUUACCUCAAAGAUACAGACGGCGAACCAUAUCAAGGGAGGAGAUGGAGUAUAUCGAGGUACGGAUAUACCCUGGAAAUAGCCAGCAUACCCUCCUUGGAGUCUCCCUACCACAUGGAAACUGCAGAGAGGAGGCCCUGAAUAACAUUGAAGACAACUUGACCUUUUGAAAAUGUAUUUACAAAUGAUAAGUUGUAUGCAGGACAUAUGGACAUUAAUUAGUUUUUGCUUUUGAGGAUCUCACRAGAAUUUGCAGCUUUAAGUCUGGUCAAGAAAUGAACUAAAUGUUGGAAUUGGUUACAUUAUGAAUGGACAAAUUAUGAAUGCAUUAUUUUAUGAAAUGCAUAAUGUACUGAGCUGUAAUAGAAAUCAUAUAUUUGAAACAUUUUCCAAAAAUAAAACCAUUUUUAAUAAUGAA